AUGAGCGGCGCGGAGGAGCGGGCGCCCCUGCUGGCGCCGCCGCAGCCGCCCGCGGGCCGGGCCCGGGUGCGUGUGGCGGGCGGGGUGCCGCCGCCGCCGCCGGGGCCGUCGCGGUCGCGGCCGGGCCGCGUGUACGGGCGGCGCUGGCUGGUGCUGCUGCUCUUCACGCUGCUGGGCUUCGCGCAGGGCCUGGUGUGGAACACCUGGGGCCCGAUCCAGAACUCGGCCCGCCGCGCCUUCGGCUUCGGCGGCUGGGACAUCGCGCUGCUCGUCUUCUGGGGGCCCAUCGGCUUCCUGCCCUGCUUCGCCUUCAUGUGGCUGCUGGACAAGAAGGGUCUGAGGGUAACGGUGUUGUUAACAUCCUUCCUCAUGGUGCUAGGAGCUGGCCUAAGAUGCAUACCAGUGUCAGACCUAACAAUAAGGAAAAGACUGAUUCAUGGAGGGCAGCUGUUAAACGGAUUGGCAGGUCCCACUGUGAUGAACGCUGCUCCAUUUCUCUCCACUACAUGGUUUUCUCCAGAUGAACGUGCCACUGCAACAGCUAUUGCAUCCAUGCUCAGCUACCUUGGUGCAGCAUGUGCUUUUCUUGUGGGACCUUUGGUAGUUCCAUCUCCUAAUGAAACAUCACAUCUUCCACUUGCCUCGGAAAGUAGCACGGAGCAUAUCAAGGACCGCAUUGAAGCUGUCUUGUAUGCAGAAUUUGGAAUGGUCUCCCUGAUAUUUUCUGCAGCUCUAGCCUAUUUCCCAUCACGUCCCCCAUUUCCUCCCAGCGUGGCUGCAGCUAGUCAGCGCCUCAGCUAUCGCAGAAGUUUUUGUAGGCUUUUAAGCAAUUUCCGUUUCUUGAUGAUUGCCUUAGCCUAUGCUAUACCAUUAGGCGUGUUCUCUGGCUGGUCUGGCGUUCUGGACUUGAUAUUAACACCAGUUCAUGUCAGUCAGGUGGAUGCAGGCUGGAUUGGCUUUUGGUCUAUAGUUGGAGGCUGUGUGGUUGGCAUAGCAAUGGCAAGGUUUGCAGAUUUUAUCAGGGGCAUGCUGAAACUUAUACUUCUGCUGCUGCUAUCUGGAGCAACACUAGCAUCCACUUGGUUUACUCUCACCUGUCUAACUAGUGUCACUCACCUGCCUUUAACUACAGCUACACUGUACACGUCCUGCAUUUUGCUAGGAGUGUUCCUCAAUAGCAGCAUACCUAUAUUCUUUGAGCUUUUUGUGGAAACAGUCUAUCCAGUUCCAGAAGGAAUCACAUGUGGAGUUGUCACCUUUCUGAGUAAUGUGUUCAUGGGCGUCCUUUUGUUUUUCCUCACAUUUUACCAUACAGAGAUUUCUUGGUUCAAUUGGUGCCUCCCAGGGUCAUGUUUGCUCAGUCUGCUCCUUAUUCUGUGCUUCAGGGAAUCCUACGAUCGACUGUAUCUUGAUGUCGUCGUCUCAGUUUAAAAACACAGAACUGGUGGAGAUGUAGAAGGGCCUGGGAAUCCAUGUUGCGUUCUGCACAUUUGCUUGGAAUUGCACAGCUGAACGGAGGAAAAGCUACAAAAUGUUAAAUACAGUUUUAUUCAGUUUUGAAGAUUAUUUUUUUAAAAUACCCUUUUGAUCCUUAUCACAAGCCAGAUAACCGGUGUCAGACUUGGACGGGAAUCAGAGCACCAGUGUCAGAACUGAUAUUUAAUUUACAAGGCUGUACCUGUUGUUAUUAACUGUGCAGAUAUUUGUGCCAAUUCAAGAUUGCAUGUGGUGUCUAUAGGUACCAAGGCACCAGUAAUCUUUCAGUCUUCUCUCCAAAUAAGAAUAGCUGAUAAUCUUUUCAAAACUCGAUUAACUUUUAAAUUAGUAACUAAUUUAAUUGUUAAACGCCCAAUAGUGGCAGAAGCUAAAAUAAUGUGGUGCUUAUAAGCUACAGUUGUGUUUCGAUAAAAGCCAUUUCUGUAAGAAGAUGCUGGUUCUUUGGUCUCUAACCAUUUUGGAUACUCUUAACAGACCUUGCACUGUUGUUGAAAAAGCUUAAUUUUUGCCCCAGAGCCAGAGUGCAUUCAGUGAUUGCUGUAAUAAUAGCCAGACAAUAGUUACCACUAAAGUCUAGUGUUAGCUGACAGUAGCAUCUGUAAUGCUGCAGUUGUUCUCUCUGUUUAAAACAGGAAAUUACUGUGGUAUUUUGGAAGUUUGCAAUAUAGUCACUGUUGGUAAAUGUUGAUAUUCUAAUGGCCAUCACUACUACCCUUUCAUCUCCAACUAAUACUGUCUUUCACCGUAAAACCCUAUUUCUUGCCCCUCAGUACUGUAGGGGUACAGCUUCCAAUUUUGGGAGUUCUUUGUUAAGCAAAAACUGCAGUCUUAUAGUGCGUGCAUGAUUUUAAGAUUAGUUUACAGUGUAAGGCUGUCUAAAUAAUAAUGUUUUCAAAUACCCAGUUCUAUAAGUGAUCAUUUUUCUGAAAAGUUUUCUGGCUUUCUGACCUACCCUUGUUAUCAGCAAAAUGACAAAUGAUGUUGGGAUAUUCAUGACUGAAUUUAACGCAACCUGGGAACUACAACACCAACUUUUUUUUUUUUUAUCAGUGCUAAACUUUGGCCAUUGUGGCCCUUACUUGAACAUAAAUAGUGAAGGCACCUUUGAGUAGUUUUGUGACUGUUUCAAACCUGUUAGGUUUUUCUGAAUUUUAUUCUUAGUUAGUUCAACAUUAUUUGCAGUACUUCCACUCUGAGCGUGCUCUGUUGCUUGUGUAAUAUUUGGGGGUGUGCUUGUGUGUGUGUGUGUGUGUGUAUACAUUAAUGUAUAUGCAUAAACAUGUAUAACAUAUAUUUAUAUACGUUGUAGCAUGUGUGCGCAUAUAGAUUUAUUUUAAAAUAAUGGUGGGUGCAGAGCCACUGUUUGUAACCAAAGCAGUCAUUUCGGCAAAUGAGGUUGCAAAAGCAUACCCGCCGCAACGUGAAUUUUAUUACACUGAGUGAAUGUUUUCUUAAUGUGGCUAUUUUAUAUAGAGUGUGUGUGUGUGUGUGCAUGUUUGAGGAUGUUGGCAUGUAAUGUUCUGCUUCAGCGAGAAAUCUAAAUCAAACGCCCUCCGCUCCUGCGAGGGGCUCUGCUCCAUCACUCUUGAGUAAUACAGCCACCGUAACUCAUAAAAAUAAAACCUAAUCAGUGCAUUACCCUUCAGACAUGUAUCAGUUCGGUCUGCCUGCCUCUCUUUCUGCUGAGAGAAUAUUUCAUUAAUAUUUUUUAGCUCAAAACUCUGCUCGUGCAGUAAAACAAAAUAACUAAUUUCACAGCAUCUGCUUUUAUUGUUUUCAGACAAAUGGACAUAUAUAUAUACCCUCGUAAGAAACAGGGUGCUAGGACUGGGUUUAUUGGCUACAUCAGAUACUAAAAGAGCAGAAUCCUUCCUUGAAAGGCACCGUUCGUAAACAAUGGAGCCAGUUGGUAUUGAGACUUUUUAAAUAAACAAAGCCAGCACAUUUGAACAACCAGAAGCUUAUUUUUAUCAUCGUUUCAGGUUUUUGGUGCAAAGGCACAACCAUCCAACUUUCUUGGCUUUGCUUCAGUGUUUGAAACAGUAUCAGUACCCGGUAGCUCCUGUUACCCAUUGUCUUGUGCAAAGCUACAAAAUACGUUCGUGCCAAGGAUUCUAGUUUACAGGUGCGAUGCCAGGACAGAGUGGUAAUUCUGGCUCGGUCCUUUUGAGACAUGCUUAGCAACCUGCUGCAGCUAUAUUGGAAUUAAACCUGCACACUUUCAGGCACCUUGCUGAGAAGCAGAGAUUCUCAUUUUCUCUACCACCCGGAUCAUUGUCAGAUGGAAAAACACUCCAUGGCUUUGCUCCAAAAUGCAAAGUUUCCAUAGAACCAAAUAGGCCAGUAAAAUUCUACCAGAGCACUAUACUUUACUGCUGCAGAUCCCAUCCUGCAGCCCAUACGCAGCCAAGUCUAAGGGAAAUUUCUCCUAAGUAAAAACAAGAUCAUUUCUUCACUAUGUAAAGUUCCAUGAUUGGUAAGACUCCGCUGCUGUGAUUCAUUGAAAUAAAUGUUCAGGUUUGUGGACUUGGGGAGAAGGACAUCUGGGGGGCAGGGACCAGGGAAUAAAAUAUUUCAACUUAAAAUAUGCUUUCCGAGAUGUUUAAAAGAGUUCGGUCAUUAUCCGAACUAAAGCCAUGGGGAGUUUUCCUGAAUAAGAUUAUUUAAUCAUGUUGCCUGUUGUUUUAUUUAUUUGUUUUACUUUUAUAUAGGUAAAAACUAUUGUGGUGACUUGAGUUUACUAAAAGUGAGAUUUUUCUUGCUGCAGUGAGAGAGCUUUGAACAUUCCUGAAAUGUUAAUCCUCAGUCGUCCCAAGUCAUAUUCAGAAAUGAAAUAUUUUUCCAUUUUCUUAUUGGCCGACAGCAAAGUGCAAGUGCAGUUCUUACCUCUGCAAUUUUGGAGUAACGAUGGACAUGUUUUCUUGGCUGGCCAGGGCACAAUCGUGUUUUGCUGUUGACUGAUUAGAACCGAACACUUCCAUACCAAAGUAAAAUUGACUUCUCAAUGGGAAAGUGCUUUGAGAAAUGACAAUACUCCCUUCCUAUUUUAGCUCAGAGUCACUUUUCAUGCUAAAAGCCAGAAGAGCAAUUUUGCAAAGCCACUAAAAGAGGGACAAUUAUGCUGCAGUUUGUAUUGAAAAUGCAAGGAAGGAUGCUUUGCAGUGACCAUUUCUCUCUUGUAACAGGCCUUCAUUUUAAAUAGGUAGUUAUAGUCUUGGCUGCACCUCCCUUUUUUUUUUUUUUUUCACUUGGAGCCUUAAUAGCUUUAAAUUCAACUUCCAGCUCUGCUGCCUUUUUCCUUUGGCUGACUCCUCGGCUCUGCUGCCUUUCAUGCUGCUAACGAGGCAGAUAAGAGUUAGAAGACGGGCUUCACUUCCAUCCCUGCUUUCUGAUUCUCUUCACUUCCCAACCCUCACGAUUCCUUUUUCUGUUAAUAGCUUGUUCUGUUUUAAAUGCAUGUCUAUGCAAGGACUUCCUGAAUUCCCAGUCAGGCCUAGAAAGAGGGUUGGCCAAGACAGCUAGUCAAUAAUCUUAAACAUAGUUAUUUUCUGUUUUAAGGAAAUCACUGAAAAGAACGCCAUUGCGCACGUCUUACCAUGUUCUUUGUAUUGUGUUCUCUGUAGUGUCAACAUGAGCGAAUUAUUAAAGCUACCUGGAAAUAACAGGCAAUAUUUGUGGUAGUUCUCAUGGGAAAACUGUAUUCACUAAAUGGCCCAAGUGUAUCGUGGAGCUUCCUACUUGGGAAUUUAGCAAAUGUCCAGAUGCUGCGAUUGGAUAUCAGAUUAUACUGAAGUAGUUUUAUCAUCUGGAGAAUAUUAACAGGUGUGAGGUUAUGGAGAACUAUACAACUAAGCAGGGAGUGAAUGCAGUCUUGCAUUUUAAAUACAUCAAUAAAAGGGAUUGAUCUACAUGUAAAAUAUUAAUUGCUGUGAGAAAGGGAAGAGUUCCUAGAUUUGUUAGGACUGACUAUCAUUGGAAGAUAAUGAGGACUUGGACAUCUUAUCCCAUGUGUAUAGACAUCCUGUUAAGCUGUGAGAGCAGCAGCAAUUUUUUCUCAUUGAUAAAUCUUCACUUUUCAUAUUGGGUCAUGUUUUUUAUUUGGAAGAAAAACAUGCAGUUGCUAGCUUUUGUAGUAGAGAUGUUUCUGGGUGCUAUUUGGUAUAUUUUUUUUAGGUGCAUUAGGCGCUGACUAUAAUUCAUGGUGAUGGUUUGUCAGGGCACCUGUUGGGUUGGUGUGAGUGUAGCUCUGGGAGUGUAGUUAACAUUUUUGAAUGAGAUGUUAUUGUUUUAAGCUGUAGAGCACCUCGGACUGUUUAGUGGAAUUUGUAGGCAUGCCCCCAUCAAUAGGGUUGAAUGCCAACCUUAUUUAAAAUAAAUGGGAACUUUCCCAUAGCCUUCACUGGGUCCAGAAUAUGGAACAGAGUCAAAAAAUUUGGCCAUCAUAAAGAGGACGACUCCUAAGAUCAUAAUACUUUCAUCGCUUCGAUCAACAGAGAGUCAGUGUUCAGGUUGAUUUCUAGACCACCAGGGAGCAUGUAAUAUCACAGGUGUCAAGGCAAGAUUUAUUAGUUUCUUUAUAGAAAGCCCAUGUAGUUGAUAAGGUGAUAGUUAAUCACAGACUUUCGCACAACGGUGCUGUCCCAGUGCACGAGACACGGGGGGGGGGGGGGGAAGUCUCAUUGUAUUAUUGUAGACAGCAAUAGAAUAUUUCUGUGCGUUUCAUCAAGGAGCACUGCUGCCAGCAGCUUAAAAUUUCUGUUUCAGUGCAGGUUGAGAAGGCCACAAUAAAGUCAGAAAAACAUGUCAGUCUGCUUUUACCAUUUACAGUUCCUGUUUCAAGGUAGAUAAAACAAUAAUAAAUGAAGGUGAAGGCUCUUCUUUGUCCUGAGUUUCAACAAGCAAAAGCAAAUAUUUGGGCAGGGAUUUGGGCUCCUGGUUUUUCACCCUGCAUCCUUGACGUAUUUGGAGCGAUGCGUUCUGAUAUGAACUUCUUCCAAAUACCAUCGGCGCACAGUGCGCUCGCGUGCUCUUUUGAAUAGAUCUGCAUAUAGGUUGUAAGCAAAGUGAACACCAUGCAAUCACGUCUACACCUAGCUGGCAUUUGGGGCAGCCUCCAUUUUUUUGAUGACCUCCCUCCCCCCGAGACAUCUCAUAAAGGGACUGGGUUUUCAGGAAACAAUUUUCACCCUCUUUGAAAAAUUUCAAGGCAAGCACCUAAAAAUCCUAGGUACUUGAGGAGAACUUGACUACUUUUUUCUUUUUAGCUAGGCCAAGAAAUAAUGUAUAUCACCUAUUCCUGUAUCGCUGGUUCCUCCUCUCCGCAUUACAGUUUAGGAAAUGCGAUUGCCUAGUUGGUGGGUGAAUUGUUACAGUCUCUGCUCUACGUUCAUCCUUGAACAAUUUGUUGAGGUGACAGUAGUUGGCCCAACAGCCAGGAGAGUGGGUAUACAUUGUUUGCUUUCCUUGUAUCCCUCAGUUGUCAAAUGCUCUUGAUAUAUUGCUAUCUCAGUAGGUUAAAAGAUUAUCAGAAGCCACUUUGUGGGCACAUCUACAUGUGCCCCCCACGGCGCAGUUGUUACUGCGCUGUCAUUUAGUACUUGUUUUAGCAUGUACUAAAUGGUGGUGCACAGUUUUUAUCAGCUGCCUCAUUACAGAGAGGUAGCUUGUCACUCGUUGUGGUUUGUGCCCACCAACGCUACAGCGACGUAGCGGUGAGCCGCACUGCCGUAGCUCGUCACUACAGCGACAUAGCGUCUCAUGUUAUCCAAUGUCAAUAAAAAUCUUUCCUAAUAUGUAGUGUGCAUGCCGACUUUCUCAAGGAUGAGAUCUGUAAUUGCAUUGCUCUCUUACCUGUAAUGCCCCUUGGGUUGGAAUUAAUAUUAGACCAGCUUGACACGUCUUCACUCUUCCUCAAAGUGUAGCAGACCAAGGUUGUAUGACUUAGCUUUUUCAAUUGACUCGUUCCUUUUUUACAACAUCUAGCACCCUUAUUUACUCCACAAGUGACUUCUUUACUAGUUGCAUCUCGAUGUGUCAAUAUAUUCAUUUUCUGGCUGCUGGAUAAAGAAAAUUGGAUCUCCGUAUAUAAGUUUCUUCUGUUCCUAUUCAAAACUUAUCCCAUUAGCUGCUCUGAGCCUUUUGGGUAGGGUGGGAUAGGACUAAAUAAAUAAACAGUUUGAGAUGGUCUUGUAAUCAUAGUUCUUCUGUGUUUGUUAUAAAAGCCAAAAUAAAUGGUUUUCCCUGGUUGGAUGGCAAUGGUCUGGUUAAAGGGCAACACUUGAAGCCAGGAUGUCUGGGUUCUAUUCUUGCUUGGCUGUGUGACCUCGGGAAAAUCACUUGUGCUCUCCAUGCCUCAGUUUCUCCAUCUGUAAAAUUGUCACCAAUGUUUCUGUACCAUGUUGAUGUUUUGUGACACUGUUUUUGCUGUCCAAAUGGCUUUGCGUUCCUUUGGAAAGGUGCUAGCUAUACAACAGCAAUGUUUCCUUCAUGUCAGUCAUCCAUUAAAUUUGAAUUAAGGGGCCCUUUUUGGCGACAUGCUCUUGUGUGUGUACGGAAGUGCUCUAUGCACACUUUUUACAGUGCUGUAAUUUAGAGCACUUUACAGGGCUAUAAAAAAUUACAACACUCUUAAACAUGAUGCGCACAGUGUUGGGGGCGGGGGGAGGUUCAAAGCCUCCCUGCAUUUUCCAGCCUAGUUUCUGCAGCCUCCAGGAGCUUCUCUACUGGUCAGAAAUUUGACCAGCAUGCAGAAGUUAUUCAGAGUGCUGUAGGUUGCUGAAAUGCUGCAAAAUACAGCACUUCAGGCUUUAAUACCUCUUUUAAUAAGGGUUCAUUUAAAGCGCUAUACCCAUGUUUAAAGUGCUGUAAAGCCAUGCACUUCUGUUAAGUCACAGCAAUAAAGCAACUUCUUCACACAUCCCUUCUUAUGAACCAAAUGAGCUCCCUUGUAAGUCAUCAGGUCUUCUAACCAUGUAUCAGGGUAUCUAUAGUAUACCUGCUCCGCUGGGAACAUAUAAGCAAAAGGUUUGUGUGCACGGGGAAAUGUGUGUGAAGGAGCUGGUGCACAGGAGACUUGCUUCCCUUGCUGCACCGUCACUGUAUGGGUGGACACUUGGCAGGUGCAGUAGGUAUGAAAUAGCUUGCUCCACUUUCAAAGCAGCAGCAGCUUCCACACAUUGCCACAAACCAAGACUGUUCACAUGGCAAGUAAGAGUAGAGUGGCUAGUGCACUGUACGCCAGCACUCCUGCUGACUGCACACUAACUUGCACAUGUAGACAAGCCUUAGAGAGAGACUGAGUGGAGGACAGGAACAUGACCUGGCUUUAAAGCCGCUGUCUUUUUAAACUAGAUGUCGACAGCACAGCUGUCUGUUGCAUUGCUACCCGCUUGCACAGGGGAUUUAGUGAACAAAGCUAAAUCACUUUCUAGAAUGCACCUUAUUUACUUGCCUGUCCUUUGAACUCGUUUUGAAAUCCCCAUUGGCCUGUCACACUGUCCCGAAUUGUCUAAUUGUCUGUGCAUUUAAUACUAUAACUUCACAUGCAGAUCAGAGAGGGGAAUGCAUGCAUCCCAAGGAAGAAAUCAAGGCAUCUGAAGUAUGUGAGAAGCUUUUUCAUAAACUGAUGAGUCACGUUGCAGGUGCUUGGAGAGCCAUUGGCAGGAAUCAUGGGAAGGGCUGUGCAGCGGCUGGAAUUUCCCUUGGGGAUUUGUGUUCGUAUUUCUCUCUGGGAACUUAGCAGAGUUUUGCAAACAGUUCUCUGCAGAUCCCACGUCCUGUAGCUGCCUGCCCUGCCCUAUAUGCUGGUUAGUUUUCAUGCCUCUCUUUUCAGAUGAAAAUUCCUGUCCGUUUAGGAUUUUCACUUGUCCAAAAAUCUUCUUCCCCUGCAGUGUCUAGUGUCUUCAGCUCUAUUCUAGAAAUGACCACGGUGGAAAUACUGGCUUUUAAUAAUGUGACACACGAUUUUCCUUCUAACAUUAUGGUGUGAAUAUAUAGGAAAAAAUAAGGUUUCUUUUGUGUAUCAGGAUGUGUCUUUGUAAAUGACGUUCAAAAUAGAAGACUGUUCAAUUUUACUGGAGUUUGUAUGCAUUUUACUUUUGUAAUUUUUUAAAAUGAUUUGAUAGAAUUUUAUUUUAGGACAGAUUCUACUUUUUGUAUGCAAUAUUUGGACGUGCUGUAUUUUUUAUUUUAAAAAUAAUGUUUUAAACCACUGUACAUGUGUAAAUCAACCACUUAAUAUCUUUUCAGACUGGAAUCUUACCUUGUGAAGGUGCGUGUUACUUUUAAUAAUAGUUGUUUCACAUUAAAAGGAUUACUCAUCAUCGUUGCCAGUACUUUUCAGUAAUGUAGGGAAUGUAAACUAAUAUUAGAUUUCUGGUGUAGUAUCAGUGUUGAAACAAAUUCAAAAGCAUUACUUUCAAAUGGGGAUGAGUUGGUUAAAGUAAUACCGAACACUGCGGACCGGAUCCAGAGCCUACUGUAGUCACUAGAAAGAAUUCAGUUGACUAUAGUGGACACUUAAUUGGGCCUUCUGUGAAGAAUAGACACCAUGAUUGUAUUUCAGUAGGCCCCAGAGAGCCCAUUAAGAGCAUGGCCCGAUUUUGAUAGACACUACACAUGAAAAAAGGGAUGUUCAUCAAGAGUUGUUUUAUUACACAAGGUUGAGGGAGUCGCUUAUAGCACACAUUUGUUCAAAACCUUGUACCCUAAACAGAGUUGUGUUGGGAAGAGGAAGGAGGUUGAGAGAGAUUACUGAUGAGAAAAAAAAAAUAGGACUUCAAAGAAGACAAGAGGGUGCUUUAAAUGAAGGGGUAUCAGUAAACCGUUUCUUUGAGGAAGCCUAAUACUGAACAGUAUGUCUGACUAGCAGAGCCAUUGGGUUCCUGACUCUCUGCCCACGGAAGUGGUUUUCACUGGGCAUAAUUUGCUCAUCCAGCAAUCGAAGUGAUGCUCGAGUAGACAAAGGGAGUUAGGCAAGGCACUGGCCCGGGACUUGGGAGAUGCAAGGUCAGUUCCUGGCCUUGUCCCAGCUGUAUACCUCCUUCCUCCUGUCUUGUCUACUUAGAUUGUAAGCUCUUCGUGGCAGGGGCUCUUUCCAACUGUGUAUGUGCAAAGUGGGGCCAUAGUGUCUGUGGAGGCCUCUAGGCUCUACUGUAAUACAAGUAAUAAAUGACCUUUUGGAAAUGA
This is a messenger RNA of Alligator mississippiensis (American alligator), 10683 nucleotides long. It is a transcript of the gene SLC49A4, whose product is annotated as solute carrier family 49 member 4. Gene Ontology annotation, molecular function: transmembrane transporter activity. The transcript is spliced from 9 exons. Gene Ontology annotation, cellular component: membrane; intracellular membrane-bounded organelle. The record is from RefSeq and is a predicted model, not a curated record. Lineage: Eukaryota; Metazoa; Chordata; Crocodylia; Alligatoridae. Bases 1 to 1431 code for a protein of 476 amino acids. Gene Ontology annotation, biological process: transmembrane transport.